AUGUACAUUGCAGCUGGGUUAGUGUUAAGGACCGAGGCAGACCGUGAUGUGGUGUCAAGGCUCCGCGCCGAGCCGCAGUCUGAAUUGGUUGGCACUUCCUCCGGGUUUUCGGUGGCGAUAACGCGAUACUCGCAGGCAGCAUUUGGUGGCUUAUUGUACCCAGUGCUUCUCACAUUCUUUGCUGGCCACAAGCGCUGGGGCACACAUCAAAGGGAGAUUUACCCCCCCUUGGGAGACGGUAUGAAAGGUGUGGCGCUGCUAAUAGCCCUAGGGGCACUUGUGGCGCUGACUCAGCAUUGCGCUGUUGCCACAACGUCAUGGACCCCCCCCGGCAUGGGAGUCAAUUAUGGCGGCUCCCUUCUAUCCACAAAAACGAUGACGCCAAAUGCAGCGGUCAAGCUCAUGACAGAAAAGCAGAUUGGGAUGGUCAAGAUGUUUGACGCUGACUCCACCAUCCUGAAAGCGUUGUUUGGGUCAGAAAUCGAGGUCGCUGUAGCUGUUCCCAACGACACAGCGGACGACUGGGUGACCAACAACGUGAAGCGCUACUUGUUCCCUGGCGGAGUAAAGAUCCGAUGGAUAUGUGUGGGCAACGAAGUGUUUGGCACGUGGCAGAUGGAUGCGUACAAGCCGUGGCUGUAUCCAGCGAUGCUGAAGGUCCUCAUCGCGCUCCAAGCUCAGAAGAUUGACAACGUGGUCAAGAUUACCACACCGGUCAAUACUGGAGACUUGGGCGGCUCAGACCCCCCCUCUUCCGGUUUCUUCAAGCCCGAGCUAGUGACCCUGUACCGCCAGAUCCUGAGCUUGCUGAAGGCCACGGGGUCCCGCUUCAUGGUCAACGUGUAUCCCUUCCUGGUAGCUGAGCAGAACGACUCUCCUGCGCUUGCCCAACAAGCCCAGUUCCGUGACAACCUGGGCACUUACGAUCCAGUUUCAGGCGUGUUCUACACCAACCUCUUUGACAAAACUGUGGACGCUACUUACGCAGCACUCAACAAGACUGGCUACCCGGACGUCGAUCUGCUGAUUGGGGAGUGCGGCUGGCCGACAGCUGGCAGCACUUACGCCAGCAUUGCCACGGCCCGGCAGUUCAAUUCGGACUUCACGAAGCGGUGCCUCAGCGGACAGGGCACGCCCGGACACUCCAACCGGACGCUGGGCUGUUUCCUCUUUGAGCUGCUGGACGAGGACCUGAAAGAGACGGGGCCCGGGCCGUUUGAAACGUCGUGGGGUGUCUUCAACGCAACAGGCUAUCCCAUGUACGACAUCGAUUUCACCAACACCACUUUCUUUCAAGCGGACGGUCUGCCGAAGCGGUGGUGCGUGGCAGGGAACAUCCAGAACGAGGCGCUGCUACAGAGUGUGGUCUCCUCGGUGUGUGGCUUCAACAGCACGGAGUGCUUGGACAUUGCCCCCGGGGGGGCUUGCUUCUCGCCCCCCUCCAAUAUGACGACGACGCAGCUGCAUGCUUCUUAUGCACUCAAUCGGCAGUACCAGCUGAACAAGCAGAACCCUCAAAGUUGCAACGGGGUCGUUGUUACCACAGACCCCUCAUUCAGCUACUGCAAGUUCGAGAUUGGUACCAAGGUCACUCCAAUCAUGGGCCCUCCAAACGCAAUAAGUCCCGCUAUCGUAAGCAGACCGCUUACAGGGUUGACGGUGUUCGUUCUCAUCGGCAUGCUGUUAUUCACCUUUUAGAUGAAUGCGGAACAGCGUCUAUCACUAGAGGUUCGUAGUCGAAGGGGUUUGCUAGGCAAGAUCAGUCUCACUAUAAGAAGGCGUGUGGGGCUUUGAGCGGGUUUGGCCCGUUAGAGCGUCGAUCUGUCUGUCCUAAGUUAUUGACAACAAGAGAGCCGCCUGCGCAGCGGAGAUUCUGGUGGAGUCAUGACCGUAAAAUCUGUACCGAUUGUACAAUAGCCAGAAGAAAGCGUAGUGUUUCAAUGUAGUAUUUAGGCUGAUGCUAGAGACGGCACUGAAGACGAGGCCUGGCACGUAGGCCACAAACUUACGGUGAACCAAUUCUACUGAUGCCAUCUGAAAACUUGGCUUCGUGUCUUAGUGCUCCACGUGCCACUUAGGUGGCACUGUUUAGGUCAGGCCGCCCGUUUGAGAGUCACACAGUAUGUCCGUUCGUCCUAGCGCAGCUCGUGAUCUUUUUGCCAAUGGUAGCU
Messenger RNA from Klebsormidium nitens, 2171 nucleotides. The record is from the annotation of a GenBank genome assembly. Lineage: Eukaryota; Viridiplantae; Streptophyta; Klebsormidiophyceae; Klebsormidiales; Klebsormidiaceae.